Punica granatum (pomegranate) is the source of this 2765-nucleotide messenger RNA. NCBI's taxonomy places the organism in Eukaryota, Viridiplantae, Streptophyta, Magnoliopsida, Myrtales, Lythraceae. The record is from RefSeq and is a predicted model, not a curated record.
UCAAUAAAAAAAAUGAAAAAAGAAAAACCCACCUCGCCGUUGAGAGCCGUCGUAAGAAACCCUUUCCAUGCUUCCAGUCCACCAUGAUAUCUUAUGAGUCUCUGUCUCUACCCCUGAGGAUGAAGCUGACGGACUGCGAGAAUUAGCAGAAAGAAAGAUUAUGGUGUUACAUCUUCAGCCGGUCUGGUAGCUAUGUCAGGACAUGGUGCUGAGGGGACAGAGACGGUAGAAUCCAUACUCGAACUUCAGGUGCAAAAUCCGGAUGAGGAAGUCUUCUCCUCUGGAGAUUUGAAGUGGACGGGGUAUGGGACUGCCGAGCGCCAUGAUGUUGUAGCCCUGAUUCCAUACGCAAGGGUUGAUGAUUUUAUAAUUGGAGAAUGUGCAAAUGUAGAGUCUCCCACGAGGUUCCAUAUUGAAAAGGCGAAAAAACGACCCCUACGGAGCUUGAGAGAGUACAAGGAGGACGAAUAUUUGGAACAUAAGCUGUACUGGUGUUCUUUUGGUCCAGAAGACUAUGGAGAAGGUGGCGGUGUAUUACCUAGUCGAAAAUACCGGUUGAACACUAGGAAUCGAGCUGCUAGGCCUCAGUCAAUGCGAGGGUGUAUGUGUCGUUUUGAAGUGACACGGCUCUAUGCCCGUCCCUCGAUUGCCCUCAUCAAAUACAUCGAAAGGCGCCAUGUGAACAGGGCAGGCUUCAUCUGCCACGGCCCUCUCGAUAAGGAUGCUAUUGGGCCUGGAGCCAAGAAGACGCCAUACCUCUGCAGCAGGAUCAAACAACAGACAAUGUCUAUGAUUUAUCUUGGAAUUCCUGAAGAGAAUGUCUUGGAGAAGCAUAUUGAAGGUAUUCAGCGCUACUGCGGGCUUGAUGAAAAGCUCAUGAUGCUCGCUUCUCAGGAUGUCCACAAACUGGGGAUGAUAAUUAAGAGAUCGACGCAUGAAUUGGCUCUCGAUGAUCAGGCAAGCAUCCGGAUGUGGGUUGAAGGCCAUAAGAAGUCUAUAUUCUUUUACCAGGAUUCUUCAGAAACAGAUGCUUUUGUUCUCGGGAUUCAAACGGAAUGGCAGUUGCAGCAAAUGAUUCGAUUUGGGCAUAGGAAUCUCAUUGCGGCUGAUUCCACAUUUGGCAUAAAGAGACUUAAGUAUCCCUUGUGCACGCUACUGGUGUUUGAUUCCAGACAGCAUGCACUUCCUGUUGCAUGGAUAAUAACUCGUAGCUUUUCAAAGACGGAUAUGACCAAGUGGAUGAAGGCACUACUUGAUAGAAUCAGAAGCACCGAACCUGGGUGGAAGGUCAAUGGUUUUAUGAUAGAUGAUGCAGCUGCAGAGAUUGAUCCCAUAAGGGAUGUCUUUGCUUGUCCAGUAUUGUUGUCUCUCUGGCGAAUGCGAAGGACAUGGCUGAGGAACGUCAUCAAGAAAUGCAAUAACUCUGAAGUUCGGCGAGAAAUCUUCAAACGACUGGGACAAUUAGUCUACAGCAUUUGGGAUGGUGUUGAUUCUUCGGUUGCCGUGGAAGAGUUACUGCAGGAUUUUGUCGAUCAGACGGCCUUUGUGGAGUAUUUUAAAGCAUCUUGGGUUCCUAAAAUAGAAAUGUGGCUUUCUGCAAUGAAGUCCCUUCCGCUUGCGAGCCAGGAAGCAUCUGGCGCCAUAGAAGCCUACCACUUGAAGUUGAAAAGCGCAUUAUUCGAUGAUUCACAUCUGGGUGCGCUCCGGAGAGUUGACUGGUUAGUACAUAGACUUAUGACAGAGCUCCAUUCGAGCUAUUGGCUUGCUAGAUAUGCAGAUGAGAGCGAUUCCUUCCAAAACGUAAAGGAGGAAUACAUUGCUUCUACUUCAUGGCACCGAGCUCUACAAAUCCCCGAUUCUUCUGUUGUAUUUGAUGAGAAAGCUCGGCUCUUUGCUAAGGUCUUGAGCCAAGAUGACAGCAAUAGGACAUAUCUUGUGUGGAACCCCGGGUCAGAAUUCGCGUUCUGUGACUGUGCAUGGUCACUUCAGGGGAACCUCUGCAAGCAUGUGGUCAAGGUCAACAUGAUGUGUGAGAGUCUGCAGGGCAAUCAUCCUUCACUAUCUCUGCAGUCAUUCAGGGAAAGGUUAUUAGAUUUUUGGAGAAAGCCGAUGGAUGAUUCAAUCGACCUCAAUCUGUCCGUGGCCUGGACAUAUCAGAUGCUCGAUCAAAUUCAGAAGCUUGUGGAGCUGCAUAGCUCGAAGGAUAUCAGCAACAUAGUGAAUAAUCUACAGGUGCAAUGGGCCUCGAAGAGAUUGAGAACAUCGCUUGGCGUGCCUUCAUCUAGAAUUUGUUCCGAGAAAAGCACAAUGGAUACUGCCGCUAGGAGGAGGAACCGCAAAAGAAGAAGAUUAUCGCAGUUGGGAUGACCAUGAGUCUGCAGAAGGAUAGUUUUAGGGAUGAUGCUGGCCAUGAAUUAUGCGGUUUUUUCGAAGUAGUCCUCAUGGUAGUAGUCAGAGUUACUAUGCAAACUGACACUUCAUCAUUUUCAUCUUUCUACGGUUUCGUUUUCCUCCUUGUUCUUCAAUAAUUCAGUUCAUUUCUUCGGCCCCUUCAACAUAUGUUUACUUUCUUUCCCCUUUCUGUAGGCAAUAGCGGAUUUUUCUUUUCUUAAUCUGUGAUAUGAGAGUUCUGAAACUGCUGUAUAGAGUCAUAGACUGACUGAUUCACUAUUCAGAGCGAAAACUUUCUUGCUGGAUUGAACGAACUUCUUGUAUACUCCCGUCAACCGAAUGAAUAAACAGCUUUAUGCUCAAAUUUCGGAGUU